Molecule: messenger RNA, 1602 nt
Organism: Dufourea novaeangliae
Lineage: Eukaryota; Metazoa; Arthropoda; Insecta; Hymenoptera; Halictidae
Gene: Ero1L
Product: ero1-like protein
Exons: 8
Coding region: 173-1555 (460 amino acids)
Biological process (GO): protein folding in endoplasmic reticulum
Cellular component (GO): endoplasmic reticulum membrane; endoplasmic reticulum
Molecular function (GO): FAD binding; protein-disulfide reductase activity; thiol oxidase activity
Source: RefSeq, a predicted model, not a curated record
GUUAAAAAUGUUAGUAAAGUUAAAUUUUGAAAGUAACAUUUACGUUUCUGAUGGCACGUAGUCUGUCGAUGUCGUCAAUAGUGGGAAACGUGUUCUAUCAUCGUAAUAAUCUGCGAUAAUAAUUUAUUAUCGGUUUCGAACGUGAUCGAAAGUCACACCAGUGAGCUCAACUAUGAAAGACAAAUCCAGUGGAAAUAUGUUCACCUUACUGAUGCUGUUCACUGUGUUCCUACCUUCUAUUGUACACAGCAAUUAUUUUGGAUCAAACAAUGAAAAAAACGACCAGUGUUUCUGCAAGUUGAAAGGGUCUAUUGAUGACUGUAGCUGCAAUGUGGACACAGUGGAUUAUUUUAAUAACAUGAAGAUAUAUCCAAGACUUUAUAAAGUAAAUUUGAAGCAGGAAUGUCCUUUUUGGACUGAUGACAGUAAAUGUGCUAUGCGAUAUUGUCAUGUGCAACCAUGUCAAGAUGAAGACAUUCCAGAUGGAUUGAAAGGAGAUACAUUAAAAAAUAUUCACUUUAAUGAAAGUCCUGCAGAUAAAUAUAAAGUCAAAGCUCAACUACAUGAUUGUUUACGUAGUGUUAAUGAUCAUAACAAAGAACUUGGAUAUUUAAACACAACGAUCAGUUCAGAAAAUUACAAAGAUUUCAAAUUGUGGAAACAAUAUGACGAUGCUCAAGAUAACUUCUGUGUAAAGGAAUCUAGUCCUGGAGAAUAUGUCGAUCUCUUACUUAACCCUGAAAGAUAUACAGGCUACAAGGGACCCAGUGCACAUAGAAUAUGGCGCACUAUUUAUAUGGAAAAUUGUUUUAGACCUGAAAAUUCUCCUCAUAAUUUUAUUCGGUCUUCAAAAAUAAAUGGAAUGUGUUUGGAAAAACGAGUUUUUUAUCGUGUUAUCUCAGGUCUUCAUGCUAGUAUCAAUAUUCAUUUAUGUUCGAAAUAUUUAUUGUCAAUGAAAGAUAGUCUGGAAAUAAUACCUAGUGGUCAGUGGGGUCCUAAUUUACAAGAGUUUCAAGCAAGAUUCGCACCAGAGCGCACUGGAAGUGAAGGUCCAAAUUGGUUAAGAAAUUUGUACUUUACUUACCUUCUAGAACUAAGGGCUCUAGCCAAAGCUGCGCCAUAUUUAGAACGGGAAGAAUAUUAUACUGGUAACAGAGUGCAAGAUAAAGAUACACGUCUAGCGAUAAAUGAUAUUUUAAAUGUUGUUAGGUCAUUUCCGGACCACUUUAAUGAAAGUGUUAUGUUUACUGGUGGAGCUGAGGCUCAACUGUUGAAAGAACAAUUUAGGCAGCAUUUCAGAAAUAUCUCUCGUAUUAUGGAUUGCGUAGGCUGUGACAAAUGCAAACUUUGGGGAAAACUUCAAAUACAAGGAUUGGGUACAGCAUUAAAAAUUUUAUUCUCGGGAAAAUUUGAUAGAUGGGAACCAACGUUACAUAAUUUCAGCAGAAAACAAUUCUUUUUAGAAAGAAGUGAAAUUGUUGCUCUUAUAAAUAGUUUAGGAAGAUUAUCGGAAAGUAUUUUCGAGUUGGAUAAAUUUAGACAAAUGAUGAGAUAGCAGGGUAAUAAUAUAUAAUUAAUUAAUAACGUUGCUCUCAAAAAACA